AUGGAUGACUUCACGGUUGCAGCCACCUCCACCACACUCCUCGACGACUUCGCAAAAAUACCCACAACGGCGUAUACCAUAAAACGCCUAGGAGUGCGUGGGGAUCCGCAUCGCUCCGAACGGUGUGUACAAUGGCAUGGGGAGCGACGACUUCCGCGAGUCGUUCCUGUACAAGCUGGGAGGUUCAGUGAGUACAAGCUGGGCUACAUGCACCUCAUGAUCGGGCUGAGCUUCGGCUUCCACAACAAGGGCAAGACGAUGACGAUUGCGGAGCUGAAGAAGGAGUUCCCGGGACCGAUUAUUGCGAAUGUUGGAUUCGACGCCAACUCGGCAGAGAAGGAGCUGUCCGAGGGCGGAGCAGAAUUGGUCGCGUUUGGAAGGCCGGUCCUCUCAAAUCCGGAUUUGGUCGAGAAGAUGCAGGAGGGGAGGGAAUUACGCCCGAUGCUUCCGAUGGAAUAUUGGUACACGAGUAAGGAAAAUGUAUGGACCAGUGAGGGCUACACAGACCUUAGCGUUAUGGAUGAACCGGUAGAGGCAAAGGAAUAGAUGUGGUAGUUUCCUUCUAGAAGUCCGUGUCGAUUUUAAUUUUGAUUGCAGAAUCCUAAAUGCCGAUGUUUUCAUACACAUCAAGCCUUUUUGUGUGUGUAUCUUUUCGUG
Molecule: messenger RNA, 657 nt
Organism: Chondrus crispus (carragheen)
Lineage: Eukaryota; Rhodophyta; Florideophyceae; Gigartinales; Gigartinaceae
Exons: 2
Coding region: 1-546 (181 amino acids)
Molecular function (GO): FMN binding; oxidoreductase activity
Source: RefSeq, a predicted model, not a curated record